This is a messenger RNA of Fusarium odoratissimum NRRL 54006, 3037 nucleotides long. RefSeq lists its product as uncharacterized. The coding region runs from base 953 to 2713 and encodes 586 amino acids. The record is from RefSeq and is a predicted model, not a curated record. NCBI's taxonomy places the organism in Eukaryota, Fungi, Ascomycota, Sordariomycetes, Hypocreales, Nectriaceae. The transcript has 3 exons.
AUGCCUGAUUUCGAUAUCAGUUGGUCUCGAGUCUUACAUACUUUUGUUCUUUCAACAUAAUAUUUUCUAGAACUCAUCAUAUAUCAGGCAUGGCGGUCAUUAUGUUUUCCAAUCGCCCUACUAUCCACGUAUUAGUCGUGUCGCGUGAGUAGUCUUCCACUCAGGGGCAGGCAUGACGAAGACAUACGAUAUGGUACGGAUACCGAAUAAAGUAAAGCUCAUUAUAGGAAGACUUUGGCAAAGAACACUGCCGUGUUAGGAACAUUCAUUUUACAUCGACUGUGAGACAUGGGGCCCCUUGACCGUGGGAUGUCGCAGGAUUCUUUGUCUUCAAGCUGCUAGCUAGCUCUGUAGGGUAGGGCACAAGCCACGCUCACAUCACGUUCACAUUUGUUCAAAGUAGUUCUAAGCAGUAACGUACCUUGUUGUCAAUUAUUUUCAAAAACUCUUGCUAAUUUCUCUGCUGGCCAUAGUCUUGAUGUUGUGUCACAUUUUGUUCAAGACAUCAUAAUUGAGGUUCUUGAGGUGCGUGACAGAACAACGCCAACUUCAAUAAUAGGCCUCCAAUCUUUGUUCCCGAGUACUCCGAACACUAACAAAGGCCCUACGUCAAUAAUUGAUCCAUCCACUCUCCAUCCGCGGGAACCGGAGUCUUGCAAGCUCCGAACACACCUUGAGCAUCAACAGACUAUUAUAUUUUAUUACGCUCGUACCAUCCUGUGAAAAAUCCGAACGAUUCAUAUCUUCAUGGUCAUUCCUUGAGGCCUGUCAGUGGAUUGUUUUUGCUUUGUACCUGCAAAGCAACGUCGAGGAUCUGUGGAGCCAAUACGACGCCAAGAAAGGGUGUCCCGCAUUCUAAAAAUCCCCAUAAACGACGACAUUGAUUUACCUACCAACUUUGGUUUUUGCGGCGUAUGUGUACGCGUUUGCAAAUCUGACAUACCCUUUACCUAUGAGGACUCAACUGGGACGGAACCUAUGCUCGUAUAGCCCUCUUAAAUACUCCUUUCAGCCACUUUCGCGCCACCUCCAGCUACGGUCAUCUGUCCUUUCUUCCAGCUUACUGAGACUACCCCUUACCAACUCACGAGGAACCCCUGCAUCUGCUAGGAGUAUCGCUUCUGCGAGAUAUCUCACAGGUUCAAGGAACCUCACUCACUCAAUUGUCAUCAAACGGACAUUAUACAGCAAAACCGGCUCAAAUCCAAGUAGCAAACUUCCCCUUGAGGCCAACUCGCUUUACUCGGUUGUUGUAGCUGCAGCAAUCAUUACGGCUGUUGUUGCUAUAUCAGCUUGGCCUGCAGGAAGCCCCAGCAACCAAACCCCACCAGAAGAGUUCGAAGAAGAGUUCGAGAUCAUGUCUUUCCAAUCACCCCCUGGGCGCCCGGGGAACCUGACUCCUGAGCAAGAGGAGAAGCUUCGUAAGCUAUGGACUGCUGUCUUCCAACUCACUGGCGUGGCCGAUGACGAGAGCGCUGGUGCCAACCUCUUGCCCCAAAAGGAGGAGGCGAGUCCAGCAGAGGCUGAUCCGAAGAAGAAGCGAGGAUUUGGCAUGUUCAAGAAAGGCAAAUCUGGUACUUCGACACCAACUGAAGGUUCCGCUGAAGAGGACAAGUACAAUGAAACCAAACAAUUCCAUGAGACUUUGGCCAACGAGUCCCCUGAAACAAUUCGACACACGAUAUGGUCUAUGGUGAAGCACGAUCACCCUGAUGCCCUUGUUCUACGCUUUCUCAGAGCACGAAAGUGGGAUGUCGAGAAGGCUCUCGUCAUGUUGGUAUCCACUAUGCAUUGGAGGCAUAAUGACAUGAAGGUGGACUCUGAAAUCAUGAAGAACGGAGAUGCCUUUGCGGUUGAGGAUGAGAAGACCGACUCUCCUACCAAGCAAGUUAGCGCCGACAUGAUGAAGCAACUCCGAAUGGGCAAAAGUUUCCUGCACGGCACUGACAAGCAAGGCCGACCUAUCUGUGUUGUCCGGGUUCGCCUGCACAAGGCUGGGCAAGAGUGCGAAGAAAGCUUGGAAAAGUACACAGUCUACAUUAUUGAGACAGCUCGCAUGACACUCCAGCCUCCUGUUGAUACAGCUUGCAUCGUUUUCGACAUGACUGGCUUCUCUAUGGCCAACAUGGACUACACACCUGUUAAGUUCAUGAUUAAGUGCUUCGAGGCCAACUAUCCCGAGUCUCUAGGUGCUGUCCUGGUGCACAAAGCUCCCUGGCUUUUCCAAGGUAUCUGGAAGGUCAUCCGUGGCUGGCUUGACCCUGUGGUGGCAGCCAAGGUUCACUUCACCAACAACCGGGCUGAACUCGAGGAGUUCAUCGCUCCAGACCAUCUGAUCAAGGAGCUUGAAGGCGAUGAGAACUGGGAGUACAAGUACAUCGAGCCUAUUGCUGGCGAAAAUGAUAAGAUGAAGGAUACGCAAACCCGGGAUCGUCUUUUGACUGACCGUGAAGAGUUGGUCAAGAAAUUCGAGCAUACAACUAGGGAAUGGAUCCGUCAUCCUGAUGGUGAGCAGGGCAAACAACUCAAGGCUGAGCGAGAGAAGAUUGCCAAACUUCUCAGGGAGGAUUACUGGAAUCUCGACCCAUACAUCCGAGCACGAACACUCUACGACAGACAGGGUGCGAUACAGAGCGAUGGCAAGACUGACUGGUACUCGCUCAAGCCACUGGCGGCUGCGGGAGCCAGCACUUCUGCUGAUGACCUAGACUAGACGAGACGUAUGAAGCACAAAAGGGACUUGGAUUGUAGAUAAUCAGGUUGAUUUGGCGGGCGCAGGAUGGUACCUGGUAACCGGACAAUAAUACUAGAAGGGCUCUUCAUGAACCAGUUCCCCAAUCUCCCAAUCGGACACUAUCGCAUAUGCGUAUAUCGAAGCUCUUUAGAUCUUGGCCUUGAGCUCCUCGCAGUAAGCCUUGAGCUGCUCCAUAUCAGCAGGCUUUGUAGGCCAUUUGACGCCGAGGCCCUCGGUCUCGUUAGGCUUAGGGAUCUGAAUACUUGUUAGCUGUAGCUCAACGAUAAUUCAGGCUUAAUCAUG